Messenger RNA from Miscanthus lutarioriparius, 666 nucleotides. The record is from the annotation of a GenBank genome assembly. NCBI's taxonomy places the organism in Eukaryota, Viridiplantae, Streptophyta, Magnoliopsida, Poales, Poaceae.
AUGCCGAAGAAUUCCUGCGCCGGCGGCUACGAGAUCCAAGCCAGCGGCAUCAACUACCGCAUCACCGUCUCCAGCCGACCACACCCUCCUCUCAAGGUCUGGAGCAGGUCAGACGACGACGUCCAUGUCCAAGACCACCAGGACCACCACAGCGUCCGCCAUGUGCUCAGGGACGUCUCCUGCCGCACGCGCCCCGGCGAGCUGCUCGCCAUCGUUGGCCCCAGCGGCGCCGGCAAGUCCACCCUGCUCGAGAUCCUCGCUGGCCGCCUCUCCCCGUCCCCGCAGCACGACCUCCUCCUCCCUCGACGGCGCCGCCGCCCACAGCGCCGACCUCUGCCGCGUCUCCGGCUACGUCACCCAACAGGACGUACUCUUCCCGCUGUUCACCGUGCGCGAGACGCUGCUCUUCAGCGCGCGCCUCCGCCUAGGCGCGCGCCUGCUGGCAACAGCAACGCCGCCUCCAAGAAGCGCCCCUCGGGGAACCGCGCCGCCGUCAGGAAGUACCGUGAGAAGAAGAAGGCCCACACCGCGUCGCUGGAGGAGGUGGUCCACCUCCGGGCGCUCAACCAGCAGCUCAUGAAGAAGCUCCAGAGCCACGCUGCGCUCGAGGCCGAGGUGGCCAGGCCUCGCUGCCUGCUCGUCGACAUCAGGGCAACUGCACAAUGA